Molecule: messenger RNA, 588 nt
Organism: Aplysia californica (California sea hare)
Lineage: Eukaryota; Metazoa; Mollusca; Gastropoda; Aplysiida; Aplysiidae
Product: notchless protein homolog 1
Biological process (GO): ribosomal large subunit assembly; Notch signaling pathway
Cellular component (GO): nucleolus
Molecular function (GO): protein binding
Source: RefSeq, a predicted model, not a curated record
GGCGGGACCGAGCGGCUGGUUUCCGGUUCCGACGACGCGACCAUGUUUCUAUGGAAACCGUCGGAGGGCAAGAAGCCGGUGGCGCGCAUGACGGGUCACCAGAAGCCGGUGAACGAGGUGAAGUUCUCCCCGGACUCCCGCCUCAUCGCCUCGGCCUCCUUCGACAAGUUUGUCAAGCUGUGGAACGGCUUCACUGGCGAUUUCGUGGCGACCCUGCGAGGUCAUGUGAGCAUGGUGUACCAGGUGGCGUGGUCGGCCGACAGUCGUCUGCUGGUCAGCAGCAGCAAGGACUCCACGCUCAAGGUCUGGAAGGACAAGGCUCUCCUCAUGGACCUGCCCGGUCACUCGGAUGAGGUGUUUGCUGUAGACUGGAGCCCUGACGGCCAGAGAGUGGUCAGUGGAGGGAAAGACAAAGUACUGAAAAUAUGGAGAGCGUAGAGAGAUAGAGACAGAGAAGUGUGUUAGAAAGUCUCCGGUGGAAAAACUUGGUGGAGGAAUGUUUGUCCUCAUAUUAUGCAUGUUAUACAAAAAAAAUUUGUAUAAUGGGAAGAAUAAAACCUGCCAUGAUAGCAUUUUUAUCAUCAUUAA